AUGGAUAAACAAUUCUGUGGAGCUUGCAGAGCAUUAAUAUCUGAUAAAAGAUACAUGACCUGCCUUGGUUGUAAACAGAAGUAUGACCUUCAAUGCGCUAAUAUCUCACCACAGCGGUAUAGAGCGUUAAAUGAUGAGAAUAAGCGUAAUUGGAGAUGCCUGGAAUGUAAAAGUAAAAUACCUAAGAAGGAUAACACAAACACACCUAUACGCCCAUCGCACCAGACAGAGUCGGCAGUUCUCGAUAACGCAGAUAACUUGAAUGUAACGUUGCGUAAAAAAUCUGAUUUAGCAUUUGACUACAUAACGGAAAAAAAGUUGAAGGAUGUCUUGGAGGCUGAAAGACAAGAAUUAAGAAUUGUUAUUCAAUCAAGCCUGAAGGAAUUAUCAGAUCAGUUAACCACAAUAAAAAACCAGUGUUCCGGAUAUCAGGAGUCUUCAAUGUUUAUUAGUGGGCAAUAUGAGGAUUUUCGCAAAGAGCUCGUAGAACUAAAAAAGCUGCUUGCAACGACCACUUCUGAAUUGAAAUGUAUAAGAGAAGAAAAUAAAAGUCUAAAAAAUAGUGUUACUGCACAAGCUGCAAGGAUCAAAGCAUUGGAAGACGAAAACUUGAGACAACAACAGUGGACACGAAUGCAGAAUAUAGAGAUAACAGGGAUUCCUGAGAAUAAGGCCGAAGAUACUAAACAAAUAGUAUUGAAACUCUCGCAGCAUAUUGGGGCUCCUAUUCAGCAGACUGAUAUCGAUUUCGCACACCGGGUCCAACCUCGGCGCGCUGUAAGUGCUGCCCGCGCCCGCCCCAUUGUUGUGCAUCUAAGACAACGUGCCGUCAAAGACAAAGUUAUAGCAGCGGGUCGCAAGUAUCGUACUCUGAAUGCUAAGGAUUUGGGAAUGGGUGAUGAGACUAACAGAGUUUAUAUCAAUGAGCACCUUACAAAAGAAAAUAAAAUUCUUUUAAAUACAUGCAAACAAAAAGCCAAGGAGAUAAAUUAUAAAUUUGUCUGGACAAAAAACUGCCGUAUCUUCGUUCGAAAGGACGAGGCCUCACCCCCUAUUCCAAUAUCCUCAUCAACCGAUAUAUCCAAAAUAAUGUAA
Molecule: messenger RNA, 1095 nt
Organism: Parnassius mnemosyne (clouded apollo)
Lineage: Eukaryota; Metazoa; Arthropoda; Insecta; Lepidoptera; Papilionidae
Source: the annotation of a GenBank genome assembly